GACAGCAGAUUCAUAAUCUUAAUGUUGUUUGCUUCUCUGAAACUAGAGAUGCAACACACAGGAGGAGCUCAUGCACCAGGCCUGAUAGUGUCUGAGCUAGUUAAUGGGCACUACGGCCGUGCCCCUCCUUGCCCAGCAACAUUUUACCCCACUCCGUCAUCCGAUCCUAUCGCUCGCAGACUGUACUGACGUCCCUCUUGGAUUCGAGGGUACCAGCAGAGCCGGCCUCGGCGAAAUCAACAGCUCCCGAACUGGGACUAGUAGACCGCUUCCUCGGGUUCCUCGAAGUAGCAUUGAACGAUCCAUGACCUGCCAAACUACCCCCGAGCUAACAGCAACCUCGACCGAACAUCCACCACCACAACCAUUGUCGCCCAUCACCACCAUCACCACCACCACUACCACCACUAUCAUCAAUUACCAAUUUCAUCAACAACAUCAUCAUCAUCAUCAACCACCAUGGCCUAUCUCCCACUACCCCCCAAGCUCCUCAUCAUCUCCCUGAAGAUGUACUUCACCCCCGCCCAAACCCAAGAAUACUGCCGCGCCCUCCUCUCCCCACAGAACGACAUCGUCCGACCAGAACACCACCAAUCCAAGCUCCUCCUCGCCCUAAUCCCCGACUUCCUGACCAUCUACCCCUGCGCCGAGAUCAUCAAGCAGUGGGAAGCAGCGACUACCGCCCCGCGCACCACCUCUUCGACAUUCCUCCUCGGCGCCCAAGACUGCUUCUGGGAGUCGCAAGGCCCCUACACCGGCGAAAUCUCGCCGGCCGCCCUGCGCGCGCUGGGUGUCUCCCUCGUGGAGCUCGGCCACGCGGAGCGCCGCGAUCUCUUCGGCGAGACGGACGCGCAGACCGGCCGCAAGGCGGCGGCCGUGAGCGCCCACGGCAUGAUCCCGUUGGUCUGUAUCGGUGAGAUCACCGCCCCGGGUCCCGUGGCCUCGCAGGCCGUGGGGCGGGCGGUGCGCGAAUGCGAGGCCCAGGUGCGCGCGGUGCUGGACGCUAUCCCCGCGGACGCGCCGGUUAUCUUCGCCUAUGAGCCUGUCUGGGCGAUUGGGAAGCCGGCCCCGGCGGGUGUGGAUCAUAUUGCGGCGGUGGUGGAGGGGAUUAAGGCGGUGGUCAUGGGGAGGAGUGGUGGCACUAAGGGCGGCCGCGCGGGGGAAGUCCGCAUUCUCUAUGGGGGAAGUGCCGGGCCCGGGCUGUGGGGCGCGGGCGGGCUGGGGAAGGCCGUCGAUGGCAUGUUCCUGGGGAGAUUCGCCCACGACAUUGAGGGAGUUCGCAAGGUGGUUCGCGAGGUCGAGGAGACGAUAGCCUGACCUGCGUGAGUGACUGGAGAUUUGUUCCUGUGUGUAGAAUGGUGUAGGUUG
Molecule: messenger RNA, 1368 nt
Organism: Aspergillus uvarum CBS 121591
Lineage: Eukaryota; Fungi; Ascomycota; Eurotiomycetes; Eurotiales; Aspergillaceae
Product: triose-phosphate isomerase
Exons: 1
Coding region: 460-1317 (285 amino acids)
Biological process (GO): gluconeogenesis; glycerol catabolic process; glyceraldehyde-3-phosphate biosynthetic process
Cellular component (GO): cytosol
Molecular function (GO): triose-phosphate isomerase activity
Source: RefSeq, a predicted model, not a curated record